CAAAAUCAAACUAAUAGGUGAAUACGGAGACGUGUGUGAAGUUUUCUUGUCGUAAUUAAGGUCGAAAUGGGAAAAGACUAUUACACGACGCUGGAAAUUAACCGAAAUGCAUCCGACCUCGACAUUAAAAACUCGUAUCGUCGCCUAGCACUGAAAUAUCAUCCACAAAACAACAGCGAGCCUGGUGCAUAUGAGAAGUUCAAGCACGUUUCUGAAGCUUAUGAUGUUCUGAGUGACCCUCGGAAAAAGGCCACGUACGAUAAGUUUGGAGAGGAGGGCCUUAAAGGUGGAAUACCUCCAGAGUCCGCGGCGAGCGGGGCAUGGUCAUCGGCAUACACCUACCAUGAAAAUCCUGAGAAAACAUUCCAACAGUUUUUCGGUGGAGAUAAUCCUUUCGCCGAUUUCCACACCACAGACCAGGACCUCAGUUUCGGAGGCCUCCGUGGGUGUGAGGUGAAAACACAGGAUCAAUCUAUUAAACGUGACUUGCAUUUAUCCCUAGAGGACCUUUUCCACGGAUGCAUCAAAAAGAUAAAGAUAUCCAGACGUGUGAUGAAUGAAGAUGGACAGACAUCUAGCAUUAAAGACAAGAUUUUAACCAUCACGGUAAAACCAGGCUGGAAGGAAGGAACACGAAUUACAUUCCCUAAAGAAGGUGAUCAGGGGCCAAACAGCAUUCCAGCAGAUAUCGUUUUCAUCGUCUGCCAAAAGCCCCACCCCCUGUUUGCUCGUCAGAAUAACGACUUGAUUUACACAGAAAACAUAUCACUCGAGAAGGCACUGACUGGGUUUUCAGUGGAGAUAGAGACACUAGAUGGCAGACUUCUCAACGUUCCCAUCAAUGACAUUGUGUGUCCACAGUACAGCAAGUUGGUGCCAGGAGAAGGAAUGCCUUUACCCAACAACCCAGCUGAACGUGGAGAUCUAAUCAUCCAGUUUAAGACACACUUUCCACAGAAGCUCUCGCCUGAGAAGAAACUGCUUAUUAAGCAAGCUCUUGCCAUGUGAAUCACCUUCAUGAAACUGAGAUUGUUACCCACUUCUCCAUUUUCACGUCAUGUUGCAGAUGUGUUGUGUUCCCAUAAAAGUACU
Molecule: messenger RNA, 1092 nt
Organism: Clarias gariepinus (North African catfish)
Lineage: Eukaryota; Metazoa; Chordata; Actinopteri; Siluriformes; Clariidae
Gene: dnajb13
Product: DnaJ heat shock protein family (Hsp40) member B13
Exons: 8
Coding region: 67-1008 (313 amino acids)
Cellular component (GO): cytosol
Molecular function (GO): protein-folding chaperone binding
Source: RefSeq, a predicted model, not a curated record